UGGGAUGAAAACAACUCAACAACAUUAAUUAAGCUGUUUUUAGACAUUUUAAUGUGGAAAUGUAUCUUUAAAUAAAUCAGGUGCGGAGCAAACAGGAGGCAUAUCAUCACACAUUAACAUGUUUCGUGUAUAAAGAACAAGAUGUUAUUAAAUGUCAGAGGUAUUUUCCUCUAUAAAAUCUCUCACACAGUCCUAUAAUAUAAAAGAACUAACCCGAGGCUGCUUUUAUAAAGACGCCCGCCUGCCAGACACAACAUGCCCGACCUGCCUCAGCUCUCGAUGCCUCAGGGGGGAAACUCUAAAACAAAAUUAGCAUUUAACGCCAGAUUAAACCUUCAGUUUGUGCACAAAACGAGUCAUAGUUUUCCUAUUGAUUCAAGCAGGGAGCCAGGUGUCAACCAUACACAUCAGGUCUGAACACACACACACCUCACACACACACACACACCUUGCCUCCAUGUUAUGAAAACAGCAGCUGGGAUUAAUGCUUAAACUUGCCCUCUGUAGGUGCCCUGCAGUCUUCUCCCAGACAGACUCUGUGCACAGGGAGAGUGAAAUAUUGUAGGAAAUGUGCACGCUGUGUCCUAUCUGACCAGGUGAGACACACCUGCCCUGCCCAGAGGAUCAUGGGAAGGUGGAGGUGGAAGAAGCUUUAGUUCGGGGUUUGGAGAGAGAAGUCAAGACGCUGAUGAGCAUGAGGAGGUUUUUUCGAGCCCACAGGGACGAAGACUACAGUCAGAUCCAGUAUCUGACGGCCAAGUGCACCCGCCUGGCUCAUGACAAAGCUCUGCUCGACAGGGAGUUCCUGCUGUCCAGAGAGAGGGAGAGGAAGCUGCAGAAUGAUCUGGAGACUGCGAACGCUCGACUCGUCCACCAGGAGCAGCUGAACAUGGAGCUCAGGAUGAGACAGGACCAGCUCCUCAGCAGGAUCAACCAGCAACAGGACCUGGUGGACCUGCUGCAGCAGCGUGUGGUCCUGCUGGUGGAGGCGAGCGCCCGGGACGAAGAGCUCCUGCAGCAGGUCAGCUCAGAGCUGCUGUGCCUGCAGAGCUCCGAGGUGAAGCUGGAGGGCCUGGUGGAGGAGCUGCACGCUGAGGCCCAUCACAGAGCUGUGGUGGCAAAGAGCCUCGAGGAGGAGCUGCACGAUGAAGCCCAGCGCAGAGAUGCACUGGUGGAGAGCCUGCAGGAGGAGUUGCACAAUAAGACGGUGGAGCUGGAGGAGCUACAAGACACCAACCGAACUUUGACAGAGAAGCUGAAGGAUUUACGUUCCGCUCAUCAGAGGGAGGUGAGGGAGCUGCAGCUGGAGAACGAGGGGAGUCUGAGGAAACUACAGGGGACAGCCGAGCAGUUUGAGUGGCUCUGUCAGCAGCAGCGCUACUGGAUGUGUUGUGUCAAGAGAUUCAAAGACUGCCUGAUGGAGGAGAGAGACGCUCUGCUGCGACAGGUCAUCAUGUUGAAAAAGAAGGCUGAGAAGCUACAGAAGAGUUUACAUGAUGACAAUCCCACACAGAACGUCCUAUGUCCCUUACAGGACACUAAGUGCUGCGACAGUAUAACAUCGUGGGACACAGAUGAAAUGGCUGACCUGCAGUCUCAGCUGGAGAAGUCAAACAUGCUGUAUAAGGAGCUCUUUAACCAGGCAGGGAGUCCUAUCAACGGAUACCAAAAACCUCCUUGAGGACAGAAGCCUGGAGCCUGGGCUCGUCUUCUUUUUCUCUUCCCACCUCCUGCAAACCAGAAGAUAACCACUACAUGUUUGUGUGUGCGGUCAGCUUUGUGGAGCACUUCCCAGCCAUUGUCGUUAAAACCAUAAAACCUUGGACAAACGUACCUGUGAAACCAUACAUCCAUUGUUUUUCUUACACCAUUGUUCACCUGUCUUGAAAAUAAUCUGCUUAGUGAUAUAUGACUGAAUUAAAACCCUGUGCAGUGCGCUCCUGUCUUCCUUCUGCUGUGACACAUGCACAUCACAUGU
Messenger RNA from Epinephelus fuscoguttatus (brown-marbled grouper), 1978 nucleotides. Its product is annotated as FYVE and coiled-coil domain-containing protein 1. The transcript has 8 exons. Lineage: Eukaryota; Metazoa; Chordata; Actinopteri; Perciformes; Serranidae. Bases 689 to 1681 code for a protein of 330 amino acids. The record is from RefSeq and is a predicted model, not a curated record.